GACAUGACACAAGGAACCAAUAUGGCUCCACCAUCAGCUGCUUCUUCUUACAUGUAUUAAAUAUGAACGUACCAUAAAUGUCAAGAAAAUAGAGCUAUCGAAUUUACUGUAGAUUAAAGUUAUACACUUUAUUCCUUCUUUUUGUAUUUAUAAAUUAAAAAAAAACGAAUAAAUAAUUAGAUAAAAUGUAUUCGGUAUAUCUUCUAUUAAUUGUUGGUUAAAUAUUCGGAUGCAGUAAUUAAAGAAAAACAAUUUGACGUAUGAAAGUGUCACUCCUGUGAGUUGUCAAGGAAUCAUUUUCAUUUAUAUAUCUACAUUCGUUGGGUGACAUAAUUGUGAAGAAAUCAAAAUCAUUAUUUUCGUUAAUUAAUUAUUUUCCAAAUUUGUCAUAAUGGAGGAUAUGCAAGAAGAGACCCAAUUUGUUGUCGAUACCGUAAGCAAAAUAAUAAAGGAGGCUAUCGAGGUGUCUAUUGGAGGAAAUGCUUACCAGCACAAUAAAGUUAAUCAAUGGACAUCGAACGUUGUCGAAGCAUGUUUAGGAAAUUUAACGAGGUUGCAAAAACCAUAUAAAUAUAUCGUCACGUGUACGAUUAUGCAAAAAAAUGGAGCAGGAUUACACACGGCGAGCUCAUGUUUUUGGGAUAAUGCCACAGAUGGAAGUUGUACCGUACGUUGGGAAAACAAAACUAUGUAUUGCAUUGUUUCUGUAUUUGGUUUAGGAAUCUAAUAAUAUCUGAAGGAUAACGACUUUCCAAAUAAUAUAUAUAUAUAUUUCAUGAUUAAGUAAUAAAUUUAGUAAUAUUAAAAUAUGAACAAUUUAAAUUACAUUAAACCCUUUGCGCUAUAACAAUGCGUGGAGAUUUGUAAUAAUCUUUAUGGUUUAAACGUAAGAAGCAUAAAAUGUAGCAUCAAAUAUUGCCACACAAUUCUAAGCAUUAAAUCAUAGCGUAAAGGGGU
Messenger RNA from Polistes dominula (European paper wasp), 957 nucleotides. RefSeq names its product dynein light chain 90F (gene Dlc90F). Gene Ontology annotation, cellular component: cytoplasmic dynein complex; cytoplasm. Gene Ontology annotation, biological process: microtubule-based movement. Gene Ontology annotation, molecular function: dynein intermediate chain binding. Lineage: Eukaryota; Metazoa; Arthropoda; Insecta; Hymenoptera; Vespidae. The record is from RefSeq and is a predicted model, not a curated record.